AUGCAGCAUUUGACUUUAGUCUCUUCGGUGCUGUUGAGCACCAUUUCCUACGUCUACGGCCAAGUCCCGAGUGCAGGCGCUUGCGGACCGACCAGCGUUGCUAAUGUUCCUGGGUGCUGGGGUCUUCCGGGCUGUGCGUAUGUCAUUGCAGGACCAGAUGCGGCAUGCAGCUAUGAUUAUUGCAACUGUGGAGGGACCAACGUGCCUCUUCUCCCUCAGACUUUGUCCAACACACCGACAAUUGGAUGUAAUUCGUAUACUACCCAGCCGUCUGCAAACAACUGUCCCACUGCGGCCAUCGUAGCUCCAGGUCCAGGUUCUCCUGGUUCCGGGCCUUCUUCCGCGGUUCCUUCGACGACCGCUCCUUCAAACCCUCCCUCAUCUCUACCAACUGGGGCGACUGUGGUCACUAGCACCAUAAGUGGGCAGACGGUAAUCGAGACCUUUGCGCCAACCACCUACACCCAGUUUGCUACAGUCACAACCACCAUAACAACCACGAUCCUUGGCGCAUCAAGCAGUCCUAUCACGAUUACAGUUGGUCCAUCUGGGGUGGCUUGGACACCCUUCAACCAAAGCCCAGGAGUCCCUAAUGUGGCGCCUCCAUCGCUCUUGCCAGGAGCUCCUCCGCCGUCCAGUUCAAGCGUGCCAUUGCCACCAGGAGGAACGGUAGUGACCGCCACAAUUGGCUCGACGGUCCUUACCGAAACAUUUGUGCCGACUACUCUCUCAGGCUACGCAUCUCUGGCGUCAACGAUAACUACUACAUCUUUGGAUGCUCAAAGCAGCCCUGUUACAAUACUGAUUGGUCCGGGCGGCAUUAGAUGGAUUCCCGUCAGUCUACCUUCCGGAGUUCCCGAAGUCCCUCCGCCCACAGUGCUGCCCUUCAACCCAAAUGCCCCUUCAAUAAGGCCGCCCGGCAGCACACUAUCUAGCAGUGCGCCGAGCUCAACUGCCUCAAGCCCUACUCCAUCAACCACGACCCCCGCAAGUGCCUCCCCAAGUGGCACAGCUGAUGCAGGUCAGGCUUCAAUAACAGACGCCUUCGGUAAUACAGCCCUAUCUGAGACUACCAUUAUCGCUGGAGGCGUAACAGAGUAUUGGUCAAAGGCCACCUUUGCAGAUCUAAGCACUGUAACAGCACCGACGACAGUAACAACACCGAUUGCGCAAACCAAUCAAGACGGUAGCCAAUUUACAAUCUCUGCAGCAAUCAUAAUUGUUGGGCCAGGUGGUGUCUGGUGGAAUGGAGGCACCGGUGGUUGGGGAUUGCACGGCCCCUCUUGUAUCUGGCCUUUCUGCCCGCCAGGACCACCUAGCGGAGGAGAUGUCGGUGGUGCUGGCUCUGCUACUAACCCCAAUGACCCCAAUAGCCCUAACAGCCCCGAGAAACCCAGCGAUCCCGAUGAUGAUGACGACAACAAAUCCCAGUCCCAAAAGAGUUCGGACCCCUCAAGUACAAUCACCUCGCAGUUCUCAAGCUCCUCAGCAUCCUUUUCAUCCUGCAGUGCAAGCACUAUCGCUUCAGAUUGCUCGGUCAUCUGUUCAAUGCCAACCAGCGCCUCAUCCCAAUCUUGCUCUACUACAUGCUACUCUACUGUCACCGGGUGCGGUGCUACAGGCACAACCGAAUAUUCGACCGCUACCGGAGCCUCCUGCACAAAACCGACAGGCUGGGGCAACGUGGUUGACGGAGAUGACUCUCCCGAUUACGAGCCCCUUGGAACAGCGGGUAUAGCUGCCCCUGGCGGUGUCAUUGGUGGUGCAUUGGGCUCUUCAUCAGCCACCGGCAGCUCUGGAACCACCCGUGGAUCUACAGCUACCAGUGCUAGCUCUUCAAGCCCUUCGAGUGCACCACUCACGUCGAUUGUGCCCAACCCUACUUGCAUGGCAGAUGGGGCUCCGUGGUACAGCCCGACAAGUUGGUGCGACUGUGGACCGAGUUCAACCUACCCAACGCUGUCGGCUACGUCUGGCGCUACUACAGCAAAUUGUGCAUAUGCUUCGCUGCCAGCGUCGACCAUCCAGCCAGUCAGUACCAGCGCUGCGCCAACGAAUAUACCUGGCCAAGGUGGUAUCCCUGGCUGUGCAGCGGUUGUCUCGACUAGUGGUACGUCAGCCUACUGCAACUGCGGUGGCACACCAGCUCCCACCCUCAGUCCUAUAUCCUCGGGACUCUUGAACUGUGACUACACCAUCCAACCAACAAGCUCCUACAACCCAGCAAUACCGCCGCCGCCGUUAUCAGCUGCUCCACUGCCAGCAUCAUCGCCGGCAGCUGCACCAGCACCCCCGUACGCGACCGGAAAGUGCAAUGUCCACAUCUGGCAAGGCCUCGGACAGGAGCUAGGCGAUCCUGAGGUAGUCAUCGACGUCAACAUCAGCGAUGCCAAGGGCAGCGUCAUUGGCUAUGCCGCCAGCAAGUUAAACUGGGCUCAGGCAUUUGGAGUAGACAGCAAGCUCCCAUACGUAAUGGAAGUAACUCCGCAGACGGGCCUCCCCAACAGCAGACGCUUGACCAGGGCAUCUCUUGGAAAGAGACUGGCCCCUGGUCUACAGCCUCGGCCAUUGUUCGAGAAAGGUCCAGUCGAUUUCGCUAUUGGUUCGCAAUCGUGGGAUUCUACCUCCUCCCAAUGCUCUGUUGGAGCCUGGGAUAACGGCGAUGCGAACGACUUCUUUGGAGCCCUAAUUUUCGGUGACGACCCGCUUCCCAACCGCCAAAUGGAUUGUAAAUUCGACUGUCCCAGUCCAAGCAGUAAGAAACGGGCCGUUGCCGAACGACUCGAGCCUUUUCUUGAGCGGGACGACGAUUCGAAGCGAGAUCUGAAGAACCGCGUCGCCAGAUAUCCUUCGCCGACAACCGACAACGAUCCAUCACCCGUAGACGAGCAACUGUUCGAUGUGCGAGCACUGAAUCCUCGCGCACCCCACGGCGCUGCAUGGGUCAAGUACGCGCCGAGCGGAGCUCGAUACUACCAAGCCUGGCAAGACAAGACGGGCGAUGAUGCAGUCUACCAAUGUAACUUUGACGACGACUUCGACGUUACCCUGCCCGUCAAAUUUGCGCUCCCCGCGAGGGGUAUCCAGCCCGCCCUACAGGCCGAGGGCUACGGCAUCGGGCGGGAGUACUACGCUAUCACUGCAACGGGCCCUAAGAACGCGGCCGACGGGCCCUUCGCCGACUUCUCAAACACCAUCAGCGCCACCCAGGGGGUAUUCCUGGCCAACGCCAAUAGCCGCGGCGCGCUGCCCUCGGACCCGAACGAUCCUAUGUACAACCCGGCCUUCCCCAACGGCCGCCAGCCCGUGCCCUGGCAGUUCUCCUCGGUCGCCUGGUGGAUGUGGACCAAGACCGUGCUGACGCAGAACCCAGCCUGGGCGGAGAACCCGUCGCAAGCAGACUACUCGGGCAUCAAGUCCUUCUGGCGUCGCGAGAUCGACAACGCGGAUACCAAAUCUAUCCUCGACGACGCCUUCGCCGGCAAGGAUAUCAGUUCCACUCAGACGUGGACGCCCGAGGAUACGGACCAGGACACCAACCCUUUCUGGGCGCUGCUGGGGAGCCCGAAUGGCAACGGGAUCCAGUAUUUCUUGACGGACAACAAGGUCGCGCUCAAGGGCAAGGGGAUCAUCAGUAUUAGUGCGACGACGGUGCAGAGUAGUGAUGCGAGAUACUAUUCCAUGUGGGCUACGUUUGGGUAG
Messenger RNA from Letharia lupina, 3702 nucleotides. RefSeq lists its product as uncharacterized. The transcript has 5 exons. The record is from RefSeq and is a predicted model, not a curated record. Lineage: Eukaryota; Fungi; Ascomycota; Lecanoromycetes; Lecanorales; Parmeliaceae. Bases 1 to 3702 code for a protein of 1233 amino acids.